Molecule: messenger RNA, 769 nt
Organism: Gloeophyllum trabeum ATCC 11539
Lineage: Eukaryota; Fungi; Basidiomycota; Agaricomycetes; Gloeophyllales; Gloeophyllaceae
Exons: 3
Coding region: 61-714 (217 amino acids)
Cellular component (GO): nucleus
Source: RefSeq, a predicted model, not a curated record
AGCAUCCAUCUUGCUCAAAUACAUUAUAUAUUCACCUGUCUCGCUUUCAAUACAUCCAGCAUGGGUAACGUGAAACCUGCGCCAGCCGCAUCAGGGAAGAAGGAAAAGAUCUUUCAUCCUCAGUCACGGAAAGCCGCUCAAAUAACGAGGACCCAACUUCGAAAAAAUAAGCUCGUGGAGGCAUCUAACAAGAGAUCCCGCAAGUACCACGCAGAAACGGACUUCUAUGGGUUUUGGUAUCAUGCUAUGCCUCCGGUUGGGGAGACUUUGACUCUGCAAACCAUACACACCCUGAUAGCUGAUGUAUGGCUGGUUCGCCAUGAUGCCGAGCUCGAUUCUGAAAGGGCUGCCCGGCGCAAGGGUCGACCCAAGAGUACACGGGAACAGCAACUGGAGGAUAUAAAGUUGCGUGAAGCAGAGGAGUACCGGACAGGCAUGGAAAUACCAGACCUCACUCAUAAGACGAAUGUCGGGCUGUUCCGCAGAUGGGAUCAAAAAGAAAUCGCUUUCACGCAGCUGCUCCGACACAUCCGGGUGUCGAGCACGAAACCCGAUGUUGCGUCUGUCUCUCGGCCAGGAAAGCACCCGUCCCUGAUCGAGGAGAAUCAGCCAGGGGCGGACCAGCCGAUGGACGUCGCUACCGAAGACUUGAUAUUGACGGAACCUCCCACACGGUUCGCGAGUACUAUGAUGACGAUGGAUGAGCCCAUGUAACGUUGCGUGUUCAACUGCAUAGACACCUAGUAAAUGACAAUAUAUGGAAUAGUAC